UUCUCUUUUCAUUGUUUGUAAUUGUUUACAGUCAAUAAAACUGAGAGAUUGUCUGAGAUACAAAAUUAUCUGUAAUACUGAUGCAAUUUAUAUUUUAAUGCGGAUCUCCCUUUUUUUUUUUUCUAUUCUUUUCUUUCUCUUUCUUCAAUAUGACCAAGUCAAAGAAGCGCCAUAAUCAAAAAAAGAUUCCAAGAAAUCAACCUCAAGAUUCACCCAACAACAAUGUCACUGGCACUUCUUUUCAACCUUUAAAUAUGUUUUUUGGUAACCGCUCUACAGGUUAUCAAGCCAUUCCUUCUGAAGAUGAAAGAUCACAUUAUUUUGUUCAUUCACCUUCUCAAACAGAUACAAAUGUCGCUAUUAACAUGGCACCACCCCCGAGUACACCAGACCCAUAUCCAUCUGAUGUUGAAACCUCCAGUAAUUCUCGUAUGAGUCCAGUUGAGGUCGAUGUUUGUUUCCCCACACCCAACAAAAAGGAAGAAACAGGGAUUGACUAUGAAGCCCUGGAAGAAUAUAUCACCAGCGAAAAAAAGGAAGCCUUUGAACAAAAACCUCGGCGAAGAAGACUUUCUACCAUGGGUGCAUCAGAUGGUAGAAGAUAUAGUAUGUAUGGGGAUCGCAUGCUGAGUACAAGAGAUGAAAGCGAUACAGAAUAUCGAGUGACGUAUUAUUCACCUUUAGAGACCUCUACGAUCCAUGCCCGUUCUAUUUGUGAAAUACCAGACAAUAAUGAAGACGAGACAUUAUCUGACAUGCUGAAAAAAGGCUGCUUUUGGAUUGAUAUCCUUAACCCUACAGAUAACGAGAUGAAGGCAUUAUGCAAAGUAUUCCAUAUCCACCCACUGACUGUAGAAGACAUUAGUAUGGAAGAGCAACGAGAGAAAUGUGAAGUAUUUAUGAACUAUUACUUUUUGUGUUUCAGAAGUUUUGAUCAAGACGAGUUCUCUCCUAAUUAUCUACAACCUUCUGCUGUUUAUAUUAUUGUGCUGAAAGAAGGUGUUAUUACGUUUCAUUUCAAAUCCAUACCUCAUCCUCAUAAUGUAAGAAAGAGAAUCAAGCAAUUAAAAGACUAUAUCAAUGUGACACCAGAUUGGAUUUGUUAUGGUAUAUUGGAUGAUAUCACAGACUCAUUUGCUCCUUUGAUUCGUGCUAUUGAAUUUGAAGUGGAUUCGAUUGAUGAACUUGUCUUGAUCUUGAAAGAAUCAGAACAGUCUGAUAUGCUGCGGCGUAUUGGUUACUGUAGAAAACGUAUGAUGGGAUUAUUGCGUCUGUUGUCUUCCAAGACAGACGUCGUAAAGACACUUGUCAAAAGAGGUGAAGUAGCUCCUGAAGAUGGUACUCGACCUGCACUUAGUAAAGAAGUAGCCUUGUAUCUCGGUGAUGUUCAAGGUAAAUCAGAAGAGUGGAAUCUAUGGAUAUUAAUGAUGAUGGUUAGACCAUAUUAUUUCUAUGCUGUUGUCCCUUAAUCACUAUGAAAAGAUUUCAUCCAGAUCUCAUUCCAAUUAUUUGGCUCAAAUCUCUAUUGAAAUGACUCAAACAAACAAUGAAAUUAAUGAUAUCCUGUCUAAAUUAACUGCUUUGGGUAGUAUUCUUGUGCCCAUGAAUUUAGUGACAGGUCUGUUUGGUAUGAACGUACAAGUCCCAGGCCAAUUUCAGGUAUAGAAAAAAAAAUUAGGGACUGUAUCUCAUUCUAUCAUAGGAAGAUUUGACUUGGUUUGUGGGUAUUAUGGCUUCUAUUCUUGUGUUUUGCAUCAUCUCUACUAUCCUUAUGAGAUAUUACAAUAUUGUAUAAUAUAUAUAUAGACUUGUUUUAAUAAACUUGGU
Molecule: messenger RNA, 1827 nt
Organism: Gilbertella persicaria
Lineage: Eukaryota; Fungi; Mucoromycota; Mucoromycetes; Mucorales; Choanephoraceae
Exons: 5
Coding region: 150-1469 (439 amino acids)
Biological process (GO): intracellular magnesium ion homeostasis; magnesium ion transmembrane transport
Cellular component (GO): membrane
Molecular function (GO): magnesium ion transmembrane transporter activity
Source: RefSeq, a predicted model, not a curated record